AUGUCAAACCAGGGUGGUGAGCAAUCGCGGGGUUCGCAAUCGGGUCGGGGUGCGUCGGGGCCGCAGUAUGUGAAUAUCUCUUCAGAUACUUCGACGUAUACGGAAGAUAGUAGUAUGUGGAGUGGGCAGAUGCAUGGCUACAUGCCACCAUCAGCGAGUGAAUCUGAUAUGGGAAAUCAGUGGUACUAUGGGUCGUGGGACGUUCCCAUGCCAUCGUAUCAAUCGACGUCGUAUUCACCGAUUGGAAACUUAGGACAGUUUCCGGGUCCGCAAGUGCAUCAGAGUGUAGCCGGGGCAGCGGCGAGAGAACAUACAGUAGAGCAGCCGGGACGACAACAGGUAGAUCCAACCUUGAGUAUGGUUCAUAAUCUACUGUCCCAGGUGCUGCAAGGACAAGCUGGUGCAGGCAAUGGAACGCCUCCUCCACCAGACUUCUUGAAGAUUGUCACAACGAUGAAAACGUUGGGGACAUACAAAUGUCCUCCGGAGUUCAAGAAGGAUGUGGCGAUUUACUAUCUUGAGAAGGAAGCACUAGAUUGGUGGAACAGUCUUGAUCGUCAGACUUACCAUACAAUCUUUACUUGGGAGAGCUUCCAAGAGGAGUUCAAGCGAAAGUACUUCCCCCCAGAAGCACGAGAUCGCAUGGAGCAAGCGUUUGUUGCUCUAACUCAAGGAAACCGGAGUGUGAGAGAGUAUGAGGCGGAAUUCAUUAAGUUACAAAAGUAUGUGACUUAUGGAUAUGGUGAUGAGAGAGCGAUGGUUCGCAAGUUUCUUCAGGGCUUGAAACCAGAGAUUGGUGGACGUCUACAAGCAGUGACAUACUCAUCUCUAUGA
Molecule: messenger RNA, 834 nt
Organism: Microthlaspi erraticum
Lineage: Eukaryota; Viridiplantae; Streptophyta; Magnoliopsida; Brassicales; Brassicaceae
Source: the annotation of a GenBank genome assembly